Radiomyces spectabilis is the source of this 2900-nucleotide messenger RNA. RefSeq lists its product as uncharacterized. The record is from RefSeq and is a predicted model, not a curated record. Lineage: Eukaryota; Fungi; Mucoromycota; Mucoromycetes; Mucorales; Radiomycetaceae. The transcript has 17 exons. Gene Ontology annotation, cellular component: nucleotide-excision repair factor 1 complex. Gene Ontology annotation, biological process: resolution of meiotic recombination intermediates; nucleotide-excision repair involved in interstrand cross-link repair; double-strand break repair via homologous recombination. Bases 17 to 2725 code for a protein of 902 amino acids. Gene Ontology annotation, molecular function: single-stranded DNA binding; single-stranded DNA endonuclease activity; damaged DNA binding.
CUUGUUUGCACUCCUCAUGCUCGAAUUUCAGAAACAGAUUCUGACGGAAAUCGUGGCUGAAGAUGGUCUCUUGAUUCUAUCCAAAGGCUUGGGUUUAUUCAAUGUGCUUUGCUCUUUUAUCCAACUUCAUUGCACCGGCAAGCAUCUGGUGCUUGUCCUGAACACGACGCCGCAGCAAAUCGAUCUGGUCAAAGACACUCUGAUCGCGAAUGAAGUCCCUCCAGACCGCAUUAUACAAGCCAUUGAAUAUGACACACCGGCCGAUACAAGAAAUGCCAUGUACCGAUCCGGUGGCGUGUUUUCCAUUACUUCCCGCAUCCUCGCCGUAGAUAUGCUAUUGAAGCGUAUUCCAAUUGCUCUUAUUACGGGAAUCAUUGUAUACAAUGCACACAGAGUCAAGAGUAAUUCCAUGGAAGAAUUGAUUUUGCGCAUAUAUCGAGAAGAGAAUCAGGAAGGAUUUAUCAAAGCCUUUUCUGAUCAACCGGAAGCAUUUGUCACUGGAUUCGCCCCUCUUCAAAACACUCUAAAGUCUCUUCAGCUGCGAAAAGUGCAUCUGUGGCCGAGAUUUCAGGUCCUCGUUUCGGAUAACCUAUCGGACGCGAGUGAAGAUGUGGUAGAACUGCGCCAGCCCAUGACUUUGGCCAUGGAGAAAAUCCAGCAAUCCCUCGUCGAAUGUUUAGAAUCUACCCUUGCCGAGAUUCGCCGCUCCACAUCCAUGAUUGAUGUCGAAGACUUUACAGUGGAAAACGCGUUUUUCAAAUCGUUUGAUAUGAUUGUUCGACGUCAAUUAGAUCCGAUCUGGCAUCGUAUUAGCCCUACCACCAAACAACUGGUGGGCGAUCUGAAAGUGUUGCGACAGUUAUUAAGUUACUUGACAAGUUAUGACUGUGUCUCCUUUUACAGUUUUCUCGAGACUGUUAUUGCGAGCAAUGCAUCGCAAGACGGGAAACAAGUGCGACAAUCACAGUGGCUCUUUUUAGAAGCAGCUGAUACAGCCAUUACAACGGCUCGGCUACGGUUUUAUUUACGUCCGACGGAUCACGAUUAUAAAUUGACCGAUAUACCGGCAUCCAUUGGAUCGAGCAGUAUUCCAGAUAAACUGAAGCUUGUAUUGGAAGAGCAACCAAAAUGGAAUCUUCUCGGCGAGAUUUUGAAAGAAAUUGAACAAGAUGCCAAAACCACCAAUGAUGGCCAAAGUGCCCCGGUGCUCAUUAUGGUAAACGAGAAAAGAACAUGCUCCCAGUUAAAGGAAUAUCUUUCGCGUUUGAACACCGAGACUGGAGAUACAAACCCGGUUCUCAAUCGACUGGCCAAAAAUUUCUUUAAAUGGCGUGGCACAAUGAACCAAAUCCAAAAAGCUGGUGGCCUCUCUUUUGCGAGGCCGGCGGCCACCACCAACUCUCCAUCCGCUGGGCCAUCUACGGGUCGUGGAGCCCCACCGAAUAAACGUCGACGCGUGCGAGGCGGAUCUACCACGGCAGCUUUAAGUGGCGAUCGAGCGGCGACAUUGUCACAGACGUUCCGUGAAGAUAUCCAAGAAAAUCUGCAAGUAUUAGAUAAUCCGGAAGAAGAGGAAGAAGAGGGCCUUUUCCAGGCCAUCGAUCCCAGUGCUGAUCAAGCUAUCAAUACCAUCACGCUGGGUGCCAACGAUAUUUUACCUGAAUUUGAACCGGUGCCUCCGAAACGAUUGAUUACUAUCCAGCAUUACGACAAUGAUACAGACGAACAGGUGCUACAAGAUGUAUCGCCUCGGUUCAUUAUCAUGUAUGAUCCCGAUCCGGCUUUUGUUCGCAGAAUAGAGGUUUAUCGAGCAAUGCAUCCGAAUGUUCAUGUUCAGGUGUAUUUCAUGCUGUAUGACAAUUCCGUUGAAGAACAAAACUAUUUGAGCUUGAUUCGUAAAGAGAAAGAGGCUUUCGAGAGCCUUAUUCGUGAAAAAUCGAUCAUGGCUAUUCCGUUACCUCAAAAAGCGGGCAAUCCGGAAGAUACUUUUGUACGCGCUGUCAGUUCUCGCGUUGCGGGUGGUCAGCUCAAGGUGGCCGGUCCACCUCAGGUGAUUGUCGAUAUGCGAGAAUUCCGUAGCUCUCUUCCUCCCAUUCUCUAUGCUGAAGGUGUCAAGAUUCUUCCCUAUACGCUGCAAGUUGGUGAUUACAUCCUUAGCCCAGAAAUGUGUGUUGAGCGUAAAUCCAUAGCCGAUUUGAUCCAAUCUUUCCGCUCCGGUCGAUUGUAUACUCAAUGUGAGAAUAUGUGCCUGUAUUAUAAAAAGCCGAUUCUUCUCAUCGAGUUUGAUCAGAGUAAAUCGUUCUCCUUACAGAGCUUGUCGGAUAUGAAGAGCAAUAUUGUUUUGACGGAUCUGUCCUCAAAACUGGUCUUGCUUACCUUGACAUUUCCUAAAAUACGCAUCAUUUGGUCAUCCAGUCCUCACGAAACCGCUGCUGUGUUCAAAGAACUCAAAAAAACGAGCGAAGAACCGAGUGCAGAUGCAGCGGCGGCAGUGGGAGCCGAAGGGACCGAGGAAAUGGAUACCACGCAUAAUAUGACACCACAGGAAAUACUGCGUAAUUUACCUGGAAUCACAUCCAAGAAUUACAGAAUUAUCAUGAGCAACAUGGAGAAUCUGGAAGAGCUCACCAACAGCACCGAGGAUCGAAUUCAAAAGUUGAUCGGUGAGGAACCUGGGAGGAAGUUGUACCGAUUUUUGCAUCAACGGGCUGGAACUGAAUCAUAAUCGUUGUAAACGACAUACAAGGCCGUUACUUUUUGAUUAGAACAUACGCGUAGAGAGGCCUGAAAUUUGUACAUAUAGAUAAUUUGGACACCCUGAACAUAAUAUCAAUUGUGGCGUAUGUGAGACCAAUAUAAUUAUGUUGAUAAUAUACGUUUAUCUUUUUUUUACAAAGGUG